GGCGACCUCGUCCGGCCGUGGGCGGAGAGGGAAGCUUUGAACCACGGGCCGAGUUUCUCUCGCCGCCCGCCUUCCUCCUCUGCCGGGCGGGCCUGAGGACCUUGCAGAGGGAGGAGGCAGUGUCCGCCGAUGGCGGCCGACGUGGAGUCAUCGCUGGAGCUGAGUCUGUCGAGCAGCCACGCGGGCCCCGGGUCCUUGCCGCCCGCGCGCUCCCGCAUCUUCAAGAUCAUCGUGAUCGGGGACUCCAACGUGGGGAAAACGUGCCUCACGUACCGCUUCUGCGCGGGGCGCUUUCCCGAGCGCACGGAAGCGACCAUCGGGGUAGACUUCCGCGAGCGAGCCGUCGACAUCGACGAGGAGAGAAUCAAGAUCCAGCUCUGGGAUACAGCAGGACAGGAACGAUUUAGGAAGAGCAUGGUGCAGCAUUAUUACAGGAACGUACAUGCAGUUGUGUUUGUAUAUGAUAUGACAAAUAUUGCCAGCUUUCAGAGUUUGCCACUGUGGAUUGAAGAGUGCAAACAACACUUGCUCACCAGUGAUAUACCCCGGAUUUUGGUUGGAAACAAAUGCGAUCUGAGGAAUGCAAUUCAGGUGCCUACAGACAUGGCUCAGAAAUUUGCUGACACUCAUGGUAUGCCGCUGUUUGAAACUUCUGCUAAAACCCCAAAUGACAGUGAUCAUGUGGAAGCCAUAUUUAUGACACUGGCUCAUAAGCUAAAGAGCCACAAGCCACUCAUGCUUUGUCAGUUACCAGAUAAUACAGUUCACUUGGAACCAGCAUCAAAACCUACUAUGACAUGUUGGUGUUAACUUGCAGUAUUUUUGUAUUUAAAGUUGUGUUAUUCUCUUUGCCAGUGCUUUAAGAAUGUGCAGUGUUUGAUUUAAUAGGAAUUACCUUCUGGGCACUUUAUUCAAUAUUUUCCCAUUUAGAGAUUUUGUAUGUGCACUUAGUAAACUGUGGCAUCUAAAUGAAAAGGUUUAGCUGAAAAAUAGAUUAUUUUUAAGGAAAUUUUUAAUCUGUAAAAAUAUAUUGUGUUACAGAAGAUUGGUCUCUUAGUUUUGAGAGGUUUCUUCAUUACAGUAUAGAUAUUAAAAAGUGUGUUAAGUCAAAUCUCUGCCUUUACUGUUCAAUUUGAGAUUACUAUCUUUCUAUAGAAGCCCAAAACUCAAUAUAAAAUUAUAAUCCUAGUUAUUUGGAUUUAUGAAAGUGCACUUCAUGAUUUUAUCAGUGCAAUGGAAGAAAGGUUCAAUAUGAAUGGAGGGUUAGAAACCUCUUCCCUUCAUCACUUUCCAUUUAAAUUUUUAAGUUCAUUAAUUUUAGAAAUAAAUUAUGUACACAGUUACAUUUUUUCAUUUUGAUCUGUUGUAUUGCUUUUAUUGAAUGUUUUUAAGGUUUUCAGUUCUGUAUACAGUCAGGACCAGAAAUAUUGGAACAAGGAUAACUGUUUUGGCAUUUGGCCUCUGUACACCACCACAUUGAAGUUGAAAGGAAACAUACCCAGAUGGGAGCAGAGUCAGGACUUUCAGCUGUCAUUCAAGGGGUUUGACAAAAGUGGGGCACUAACCAUUCAGGAAGUACAGCCAAUGGCAUACACACACACCCAUCGUUGGUGGCUCAUAAGUAAUGGAACAAACCAACACCAUUACAAACAAGAAUUGCCUUUAAUACCUGGAUGAAAAUCCUUUGCAGGCAAUGACUGCCUGAAGUCUGGAACCCAUGGACAUGACCAAAUGCUGAGUUUCCUCCCUUGAAAUGCCUUGCCAGGCUUUUACUGCAGCUGCCUUCAGAUGCUGCUUGUUUGUGGGUCUUUCUGCCUUCAGUCUUGUCUUCAGUAAGUGAAAAGCAUGCUCUAUUGGGUUGAGAGCAGGGGACUGACUUGGCCAUUGAAGAACAUGCCACUUCUUUGCCUUGAGAAACUCUUGGGUAGCUUUUGCUGUAUGUUUUGGGUCAUUAUCCAUCUGCAAGAUGAAGCAGCGUCCUAUCAGUUUGGCAGCAUUCGACUGAAUCUGAGCAGAAAGUAUAGCCCUAUACACUUCAGAGUUCAUCCUGCUGCUUUUACCAGCAGUCAGGUCAUCAAUAAACACCAGUGACCCAGUUCCAUUGGCAGCCCAUGCCAGAACACUGCCUCCACCAUGUUUGACAGAUGAUGUGGUAUGCUUUGGAUCAUGAGCUGUUCCUUUCCUUCCCCAUACUUUUCUCUUCCCAUCAUUCUGGUGCAAGUUAAUCUUGGUUUCAUCAGUCCAAAGAAUCUUAUUCCAGAACUGGGCAGGCUUUUUUAGGUGUUUGCUGGCCAAGUCUAAUCUGGCCUUUCUGUUCUUGAGCGUUACAGUGGUUUGCACCUUGUUGUGAAGCCUCUGUAUUUACAUUCAUAAAGCUGUCUCUUGACUGUAGAUGUUGACAAUGACAUGCCUACCUCCUCAAGAGCAUUCUCGACCUGGCUAGAUGUUGUGAAAGGGUUCCUCUUCACCAUGAACAAAAUUCUGCGGUCAUCCCCUUUAGUUGUCUUCCAUGGUCUUCCAGGCCUUUUGCUGUUGCUGAGCUUGCCAGUUAGUUCCUUCUUUUUCAGGAUGUUCCAAACUCUUGUAUUCCCAAUGUUUUUGCUUUCUCUCUGAUGGGUUUAUUUUGUUUUCUCAGCCUAAUGAUGGCCUCCUUCACUCUCAUGGACACCUCUUUGGACCUCAUGUUGAGAGUUCCAGUGAACAGCUACCAAAUGCAAAAGUAACACUCAGAACCACCUCCAGGCCUUUUAUCUGCUUGAUUGGUCAUGGGGUACCCAGGAAACAGGCCACACCUGGCCACACACUGCUUGUCAGCCAUUUGUUCCAUUUUUAUGCGCCACCAACGAUGGGGGGGGGGUGAAUGCCACUGGCUGUGCUUCCUGAAUGGUUAGUGCCCCACUUUUGUCAAACCUCUUGAAUGACACUGAAAGUCCUGACUUCGCUCCCAUCUGGGUGUGUUUCCUUUCAACUUCAAUGUUGUGGUGUACAGAGGCCAAGUGCCAAAACAGUUAUCCUUGUUCCAAUAUUUCUGGUUCUGACUGUAUGUCUGAACAAGAGACAGAAGUGAUGUUUAUUCCCAUAUUGUUCCAUACAAUUGUUAUAUUUUACAUGAUAAGAGGAAAAGAAUGUGAAUCUACUGCGUAUUAUUGGAAAUAAUACUUAAAAUUGUAGUUUAUUGGCUUGUAUUCUACAUUUGUAAGAUGGUUACGUUGCUCUGGAGGUGCAGUCACUAGUAGUGAUUCCAUCAGGUGCGACAAAGGGUUUAAUUCAAUCAUUCUACUUUGCUUUGCUGGACCUUUUGCCUUUUCUAUACAUUUUGUGGGGCAAAACUGGGAGCUAGAAGAAUGAAGAGAAAGGUGCGUAAUCUUCACAAUCCGCAUAUUGAAAAAGCCUUAAGUCACUAUCAUUUGUCUAUUUAUUACACUGUUUUUUGAAAAGAUUUUUGCAGUAUUACUAGUGGUAGUCAUACUGUGUACAGCUUCCUAAUAAGCCAAAACAUGAGACUUGCUUUGGAGAUGGAAAAUGGAAGUCAAGAUAGACUUCCAAAUUGAAGGAUUUUAUACUGCAGAAUCCAUGGCACAUUAAUGAAUCACAGAUAAACAAAUGCUAGCCAAUAUUGCUUAGUGGUUUCCUUCAAUUUGUUUUAAAAUAGUUGAAAUAGGAACAUUGUACAAAGAUACCGCUGCUUAUAUCCUUUAGCAGUUAAAAUAUGGAGGGGACAGCAUAUAUAGUUGGAUACUAUAAAAUGGCAGGGAAAAAAGAAAGCUAUUCUGUGUAUGUAAAAUUAGUGUUUAAUAAUAGCUGAAAGGGCUCUUUAAACCUUUACAUUCUUAAUUUUAAGUGGCUAGGAUCCAGCAUAUGACAGAUGAUUGGCUUGAUGGUUUUGCAGAUAAGCACUCUUCAUAGCAAAGAUUGAAGAGAGGAGCAGGCCAUCUUAUGAUCAUUGCGUAAGUUGCACAACUUUAAGGUCUUUGCUUUUGGCAGGCAGAGAUCAUGGUGCCUACCUUCAGUUCAUUGCUCAAGUGGAGCUCUAGAUUUUUAUAUAGGCCAUCACUAUAUACACACACCUUUCUGUUAAAAGUAGCCAUUUGUAUGAUUUUUAACUGGUUAGCUAGACUUACUUCUGUAUAUAUUUGUGCAGCCAUAAAACUGUUCUGGGAAAAAGGCAUAUACUCUCUUUUGGAUGAAAUCCAGCAAUGCCCAGGCAGUUGCUUCUGCAGCUGCUCCUAUACUUUCAAUAGCCUUGUCAUAUCUUCUGCAGGACAUGUUGGGCAAAGGUGAAAGGUCCAAUCCAUCCGAACGCCUUCAGUAGACACUGCUGCUCUCUGCAGAAACAUACCAUUGGAUCUUACUGUUUGUUUUUUUAUGAUGCCCCACUAAUACACUGUAUUUAACUCUUGGGAAAACCAUUGUAUUUCAUUUUGCAUCUGUAUUUUUUUUUUUAAUUCAAGAGGAAAGCCAAAGCAGCUAACAAUAAUUGGAGUAGUGCUUAUUGUCUGAACUUUUUACAAGUACAGCAUUAGAAAUUAGGCUCAAGGGGUAGGAGUAUCUUUUUAACCAAAAUGUUGGUGAUUAGUUAGGAUUUUAUUUUUAUUAAUAUUUUUUAACAUUUUUAUUAAUUAGUUCAUGCGUAAGUGAAUUGCAUAGAGGUUCAUUCCUGUUUCUUCAAUAUGUUUAAAUGGGUAUCAUUCUUCAACUUCAUAGAACUGAUGUUCCACUUGUCCUGUGUGUUCAGUUUUGGGUUAGAUUUAUGUUUUGGGAAAAUAAGCCAUGGGAUUAUGGGAUUUUAAUGAAAGGAAAUAAUAUCAGUGUUACUCAUUAAUGCUUAAAAGAGCAAUGGCCUAAUUAUCGCUUGCUUGUACUGUGUGUUGUUCCUGAAAAAUGAAAAUUGUCUUUAAAAGUGUUUACCUUCUAUAGUCAUAUUAAGAUAACUGCAGAAGUUAAAUGUAAUUAUUAUACUAUUAGGUAAUUGUCAAAUUAUAUGUAUUCUAUUGCAAGUUAAUAUACUAAUGUAUAAAAAUGUAGCAUUUCGGAUUAGGAAAUAUAUUGAUUGCACCUUAAAUAGAAUAAAGUACAAAAAAUACAAUUCAUUUGCAUGGCCAAAUGUGUAAAUGGAUUGUGUUCACGAUUUUUAGAUUUUU
Molecule: messenger RNA, 5141 nt
Organism: Candoia aspera
Lineage: Eukaryota; Metazoa; Chordata; Lepidosauria; Squamata; Candoiidae
Gene: RAB33B
Product: RAB33B, member RAS oncogene family
Exons: 3
Coding region: 130-810 (226 amino acids)
Biological process (GO): Rab protein signal transduction; regulation of exocytosis
Molecular function (GO): GTPase activity; GTP binding
Source: RefSeq, a predicted model, not a curated record